AAACCUUCCUUCAUCCUCUAGCAUUUGGUUCAUUCAUUGAGCUUACUAGAGUGAGGAGAAUCAUCGACUAGUAUUUUUCUACGGCUUGGUCUUGCCGCCUCACGACCUUGAAGAUGCCUUUCGGCGAGGAAAUCUUUGACGAUGACAUGCCUAUGGUCACGAGCGACCUCCUCGGGGGCCCCGAACCCGAGUCGCCAGUCGGUAUGGACCCUGGCGGAGGCGGCGGUUUAACCGUUGUCACACUCGAUGAACGCACUGAGUUUCGCAACGAGACAGUGCGUGUCCCUGAAGCGGACAUGGACAUGGAGCUCCAGGCAGACGCCGAUGCAGGCUCAUCGCUGCCCGCGCCCCCUUCAGCUGGCAAGCGCGGCAGGCCAUCACUCUCAAGCUCUGCUACCCCUGCCAAGUCGACGACUUCUAGAACGCCUCGCUCGAGUAAGAGCACUAAGAGCGCCGCGGCCCCAAAAAGCGCUGGCCGUAGCACCGGCAAACGCAGGGCCACUGCCGAGUCCGAGCCCGAGGAGGCUCAGAAUGAUGAGCCCGAGCCGACUCCGGCGCGCAAGCGCGGCCGGCCCCCCCGUUCCGCCGCUGCCACCGCCAACACACAGCUCAAGCAGCCGACGCGUGGCCGUACUAAGUCCAGCACUGUAAGCACCCCGGCAGACAACUGCAUUAUUGGUCCACCCUGCUAACCAACGCCAACAGCCUGCUUCGAAGCCUGGGAGGAAGGUUGGGCGUCUCAAGAAGGAGGACGCGAACGGCGAAGUGCUUCCAGGUGAAUACGAGGUUGAGGCGAUCCGCGACUCGAUGAUUGACGCCGACACCAUGGAGCAUUACUACCUGAUCAAGUGGAAGAAUUAUCCGGAAAGCAGAAACACCUGGGAGCCAAAGAAAAAUCUCAAAGGUUCCGU
Molecule: messenger RNA, 911 nt
Organism: Chaetomium strumarium
Lineage: Eukaryota; Fungi; Ascomycota; Sordariomycetes; Sordariales; Chaetomiaceae
Exons: 3
Coding region: 114-692 (192 amino acids)
Source: RefSeq, a predicted model, not a curated record